CGCGCUCUCAGCGCGAAGGUGUGCCCAGCUCGCGACUCUCGCGCUGCGUAUAUAAAGUAGCGGGCUGUCUGUGAAUUCGGAUCCGAUACGACCUGUCUUCUCGCUGAUACCACCACCUCCCGCACCUCCAUUCCCACAUCCGAACCGCUGCAAUGGGUCUCCGCCUUGGUGAUACUGCCCCGGACUUCGAGGCCGAGACGACGAAGGGCGCGAUCAAGUUCCAUGAGUGGAUCGGUGACUCGUGGGCGAUCCUGUUCUCCCACCCUGGUGACUUCACCCCCGUGUGCACCACUGAGCUCGCUGAAGUUGCCCGGAGGGCGCCUGACUUCGCGAAGCGCAACGUGAAGCUCAUUGGUAUCUCCGCCAACGGCCUCGCCGACCACAACAAGUGGAUCGAGGACAUCAACGAGUAUGGCUCCACCGACGUCCAGUACCCCAUCAUCGCGGAUGCCGACCGCAAGAUCUCCACGGUUUACGACAUGCUCGACGCGCAGGAUGCUACCAACCGUGACGCUAAGGGUCUCCCCUUCACCAUCCGCACUGUGUUCAUCAUCGACCCGAAGAAGGUCAUCCGUCUGACUCUCUCCUACCCCGCAUCGACCGGGCGCAACUUUGACGAGAUCCUUCGGGUCGUCGAUUCUCUCCAGAUCGGCGACAAGUACCGCGUGACGACGCCCGUGAACUGGAAGAAGGGCGACGACGUGAUCGUGCACCCGACGGUGUCGAACGAGGAGGCCAAGACGCUCUUCCCCGAGUUCAAGAUUCACAAGCCGUACCUGCGGACCACCCCGCUCAAGGUCGAUUGAGCCUAGGCGUCGGAUGGGCGGACGGAAGCAAAGAAUGUCGUGUAUUAUUGUCGUGCGCGUGUGUAAUGUUGAACUGCUGUAUACCUCUCGACGGGAAGCGAAUGGCCUGCUCGGCCGGAGAAGACAAAUGUGACUGUCCUUUUCCAUGCAGC
This is a messenger RNA of Trametes versicolor FP-101664 SS1, 958 nucleotides long. Its product is annotated as cysteine peroxiredoxin. The record is from RefSeq and is a predicted model, not a curated record. Gene Ontology annotation, molecular function: peroxiredoxin activity. Lineage: Eukaryota; Fungi; Basidiomycota; Agaricomycetes; Polyporales; Polyporaceae. Bases 153 to 806 code for a protein of 217 amino acids. The transcript has 8 exons. Gene Ontology annotation, cellular component: mitochondrion; cytosol. Gene Ontology annotation, biological process: cellular oxidant detoxification; cell redox homeostasis.